AUGACAUGUUCAAAAAUUUUCUCAGGAGAUUUACCUGAAUUAACAUAUGGAGUUAUAAAAUAUUUCCAAAAUGAUUUUUCAACUUUACAUUCAUGUAUUUUAGUUAACAGAUUAUGGUGUCGUUUAGCGAUUCCAUUAUUAUGGGAAAAUCCAUUUUCAAUUUCUACCACAAAAUAUAAAUUUAUUGAUAUUUACUUUCAUAAUUUAAAUAAUGAAUUUAAAACGAAAUUAAAUGAAUAUAAAGUUAUUAAUAAUUCAUUAACUUCAAAUACAUUGUUCAAUUAUCCUAUGUUUUUAAAAUAUUUGAAUAUGUUGAAAUUUAUUUCUUCUGUUAAAAGUUGGUUGAGUACUGGUGUUAAAACUUCAUACUCUGAAAGUAAAUUUCAUUCAAUAUGGAUUGAUACAUGUGUAUCACUAUUUAAAAUAUUUAUUGAAAACGAAGUAAAUUUACAUACUCUUGAAAUUGAGUUGCUAAACACAUAUUUAGAUAAUAUUACUGAGUUAAUUUUAAAAAAUAUAAAUUCCAUUCACAAUAUUAAAAAUUUAGACCUUCAUAUUUUAAAUAGCAAUGAAAAUAUGCUUAAAAAUCAUAUUUCACAGAUGGUUAAUUCACAAAAUAACCUCAAAAGAAUGUUAUUUAGUACUAACGGUCUUCGUUUAUGGCAAUCAUUAUUAUUAUCAAAUGAUUAUAAUUGUUCAAAUACCUUAAAUACAAUCAUUUUCUAUUAUGUCGAUUUUAAAGGAAUAAUUAAUCUUGAUAAAACAUUUGAACAAUUAAAUGUUUUAGAAUCCAUUCAUAUCGUUAAUUGUUCUUCUUUAAAUGCUGGUUUUACUCAACAAAUUAGUAAUUUAACCAAACCAUUUAAAUUAAAAUCUUUAUUUAUAAAUAGGGUAUCAAAAAUUGAAUCAUUACAAAUUGAAUCAUUACAAAUAUUAUUACAAAAAUCUGGUGAUUACUUAGAAAAUUUUGGCUAUGAUCAUGGAUAUAAAUGUGAUUUAUCAUUAAAACAACAAUUAUUAGAAUUAAUUACAAAAUAUUAUAAAAAUGCAAAAUUUCUUUGUUUGUUUAGUUUUGAAAGUCAAAUGUCUUUUGAAAUAUUCAAAUUAGUUGAAAAUAUUAAACAAAGUCUUAAUUAUCUUUCAAUCGGUUUAUCAAAGCCUAGUUUAACAGUCGGAGAUUCUACAAUUAUAUUACAAAAUUUAGGACAAAUCCUUCCUUCUAAACUAGAAUUCUUAAGUUUAUCUCUCGAUUUUAGAGAAAAUGAUUUUAGAGUAUUUUUAGAGAAUUCUCAAAAUACUUUUAUUAAUAAAUUGGUAAUAAUGCAAAGUUAUAGUGAUAAUAUUACAUAUUGUAUAAAAGAAUUUAUUAUGAAGAAGAAAAGAGUCAAUUAUUUAGCUAUUAGACAUAUAAAUAGCGAUUUGUCUGAUUUGAAAGAUGAAGUGAGUGAAUUUAAGUUAUAUAAUGUUGAAGUCCGAAAUUAUCAUGAUUUACAUUUAAGUUUUAAUAUUUAUUCUUUAAUAAAGAAGAUUGAUUAUUUAUAA
Molecule: messenger RNA, 1542 nt
Organism: Rhizophagus irregularis DAOM 181602=DAOM 197198
Lineage: Eukaryota; Fungi; Glomeromycota; Glomeromycetes; Glomerales; Glomeraceae
Source: RefSeq, a predicted model, not a curated record